CUUUCAAAAAAAAAAAAAAAAACCUCCUUUCCUCUUUCCCUACUUCUCAGGCAGAAGCAACCGCAGUAUUUUCCCGCCAAGUUGAUCAGCUCAGAGCGAUCGAGCGACCUCCAUGAAUCGCGAUCAAGCUCGAGGAACAAGCCCACGAGGCGGACGAGGCUCUGGGAAUCGCGGCCAAGGCCGAGGAAACCCCCGAGGCGGUCGACAUUCUCAGCCAUAUCGCUACACUCAUGAAUGGCGUCCAUCUGAAAGAAAAGAUGCACCUUCUCAAGCUGAGAAACAGAAGGAAUGGCGUCCAUCUGAAAGAAAAUUGGAAGGAAUGGCGAUCAAACAGCAGCCUGGAGCUGGAAUUCAUGGACCUUCUGCUGAUGACUUUUCUGGUAAUAAGGAGGGUUCGUCAACAGGUGAAAUGGGAAGUCCCCAGGACAUGUUACCGUGUAGCGCUUCAAAGCAUUCUGAGCAUAAACCUGUCUGGAGUCAAGAAAAUCGGAAGGAAUGGCAUCCAUCUGAAAGAAAAGAUGCGCUUUCUCAAGCUGAGAAACAGAAGGAAUGGCAUCCAUCUGAAAGAAAAGAUGCACUUUCUCAAGCUGAGAAACAGAAGGAAUGGCGUCCAUCUGAAAGAAAAUUGGAAGGAAUGGCGAUCAAACAGCAGCCUGGAGCUGGAAUUCAUGGACCUUCUGCUAAUGACUUUUCUGGUAAUAAGGAGGGUUCGUCAACAGGUGAAAUGGGAAGUCCCCAGGACAUGUUUCCGUGUAGCUCUUCAAAGCAUCCUGAGCAUAAACCUGUCUGGAGUCAAGAAAAUCGGAAGGAAUGGCAUCCAUCUGAAAGAAAAGAUGCGCUUUCUCAAGCUGAGAAACAGAAGGAAUGGCGUCCAUCUGAAAGAAAAGAUGCACUUUCUCAAGCUGAGAAACAGAAGGAAUGGCGUCCAUCUGAAAGAAAAUUGGAAGGAAUGGCGAUCAAACAGCAGCCUGGAGCUGGAAUUCAUGGACCUUCUGCUAAUGACUUUUCUGGUAAUAAGGAGGGUUCGUCAACAGGUGAAAUGGGAAGUCCCCAGGACAUGUUUCCGUGUAGCUCUUCAAAGCAUCCUGAGCAUAAACCUGUCUGGAGUCAAGAAAAUCGGAAGGAAUGGCAUCCAUCUGAAAGAAAAGAUGCACUUUCUCAUGCUGAGAAACUGAAGGAAGGACACAACUCAACUGAGUUUGUGGAAGUUAAUUCAAAAGAAGUAAAGCGCUCGGUUGCCUCAGAUUCGGGCCAUAUAGGGGACAUUUCUUCAUUGUCUAGUCUUAAUCUUUCCCACAAUUUGCCUAAGGGAGUAGAGAGAAUGCAGAUUGGAGAUAACUUUAGUAAGAUGACAGGGGGUAGUGACAAUCAUAUGCAAUCUAAAUCAGAAGCCAAAGACAAGCCUUUCCCUAUCAAGAGUCCUAUAAGUUCAUUUGGCCAUCAAAAACCAGAGCUUUCUGAACACAAAGCAGUAGACUCUUCUUUUGAUUUGUGCCCAACCAAAGCCAGCGGUGCUGUUACUCUAAAGACUUCUCUUCUUGUACAGAAUAGAGAAAGGAAGAAUGAAAUCAAGCGCUCCAUGGAACAACCAAUUGAAAUUGUUUUACAGUCUGGAAUGGUUCUUCUUAAAAGUUACAUUUCUACCAGUGACCAGAUCAAGAUAGUGAAGCUAUGCCGAGACCUGGGUUUGGGUACUGGAGGUUUCUACAAACCUGGUUACCGUGAUGGAGCAAAACUGAAUUUGAUGAUGAUGUGCCUCGGUAAGAAUUGGGAUCCUGAGACUAGCAAAUAUGGAGAUCACCGCCCUCAUGAUGGUGCUAAACCUCCAUGUAUUCCUGUUGGUUUCUUUCAGUUGGUUGAAAAUGCAAUAAAAGACAGCCGUUCCCUUAUCAGAAAGAAUUCUAAAGCUAGCAAUUUUGAAGACAUACUUCCUCGGAUGACCCCAGACAUUUGCCUUGUGAACUUCUACUCAUCAGCUGGGCGACUAGGUCUCCAUCAGGAUCGUGAUGAAAGUGAACAAAGUCUCCGUGAGCAUUUGCCUGUUGUCUCUUUUUCCAUUGGAGAUGCUGCAGAAUUCUUGUAUGGUGAUCAAAGGGAUGUUGAACUGGCAAAGAAGAUUACACUGGAAUCUGGAGAUGUUCUGAUAUUUGGUGGAGAAUCAAGAAAUAUCUUUCACGGUGUAGCUUCUAUACAGCCAAAUACUGCUCCUAAGACCCUACUGGAAGAAACAAAGCUCCGGCCUGGCCGCCUGAAUCUUACUUUCAGAAAGUAUUGAAAAUCUAUAACCUUUCAGCUUGCAUAUAUUGCGGUCUUUUCUAGUUGAGAGUCGCUGUAAUCCACAUGCUAGCUCCAUAAUGAACUGUAUGUUUGUAAUGACGGUUUGUGUUAAUAUCUGGUAACGAGCUUUAUGUUGCCGCAAGUAUUGUCAUUUGAAGUAGAGCAUUAGUUCAUUCAUACAGGUUCGUACUCA
Molecule: messenger RNA, 2470 nt
Organism: Rosa rugosa (rugosa rose)
Lineage: Eukaryota; Viridiplantae; Streptophyta; Magnoliopsida; Rosales; Rosaceae
Exons: 4
Coding region: 113-2275 (720 amino acids)
Biological process (GO): oxidative RNA demethylation
Cellular component (GO): cytoplasm; nucleus
Molecular function (GO): ferrous iron binding; broad specificity oxidative DNA demethylase activity; oxidative RNA demethylase activity
Source: RefSeq, a predicted model, not a curated record